Molecule: messenger RNA, 2691 nt
Organism: Paramecium octaurelia
Lineage: Eukaryota; Ciliophora; Oligohymenophorea; Peniculida; Parameciidae
Source: the annotation of a GenBank genome assembly
AUGUAUUGUGAAAAGGAGUAAGUUGGAGAGUUGUAUCGGGUUUUGACCUUAUCCAAAGAGGUUGAUGAAAUAAUCCUCCCUAUCCUCAUAAACAUAUUGAAAAAGGAGAGAAUAUAAGACUGCCUAGAAUUUCUCUUAUAAGAUCAAAAUAAAUUCCUUUUAGAAAUGGAAAGAUAAAAGGUAGAAAACUAAUCUCUGUUUGAUAAAGAACAGACUCUUAAUGGAGAGAAGAGUGUUAAGAGAAUAACAGAUGUCCUCAAAAAAGUUAGGGAUCAUGACUUUAAUACACAAAAUUACUCUAUGGAUGAUUAUGAAGAAAUAAAAAAUGAUCUAAUCACUAAAAUAGCAUUGGAUAAAAAGAUUAUAGAAUUCCUAAAAUUUUUAGUUCAUCUGACUGCUUUCGAUGAUAGAUAUACUUAAUGUGGAUCGAAUUCUCUUCAUUUGCUAGUUUAGAUGAAGGCUGAUUUGAGGGAAUAAAGUUUAGAGAAUAUCAGGAUCAGAAAUACCUCUUUAAUUGGUGGAAAUUUUGUACGAUGCAAUUUCAAUGGAUCAGAAUUUGACAAUGUAGAUAUUAGUGGAAUGAACUUGAAUUAAGCUUAGUUGUUUAAUUGUAAAUGGAAAAAUAUCAAAACUAAUGAGUUAAACAACUUAGAAGGUCAUGGUGGAAGUGUCAAAUCGGUAUGCUUUUCUCCUGAUGGUAAAUCAUUAGUAUCUUGUUGUGAUGAUAUUAUAUUGUGGGAUAUUAAAACUGGGAAAGAAAAGUAUAGAAUUAAAAUUUAGGGAUAGGUCAAUUCAGUAUGUAACUCACCAAAUAAUACUAUACUAGCUUUCACUAGCAGAAAAUUUGUGUAUUUAUUGAAUCUAAAAACAGGAAAAUAAAAAACGAAAUUAGAUGGUCAUUCAAGUAUAGUUAAUUCAAUUUGUUACUCUCCUGAUGGCACUGCAUUGGCCUCUGGUAGUUCAGAUAAGUCUAUCCGUUUAUGGGAUGUUAAGACAGGAUAAUAAAAAGCCAAAUUAGAUAGUCAUUCCAAAUCAGUUUUAUCAAUUUGUUACUCUCCUGAUGGUACCACAUUAGCAUCUGGUAGUGAUGAUAAGUCUAUCCGUUUAUGGGAUGUUAAGACACGAUAAUAAAAAGCCAAAUUAGAGGGUCAUUUAAGUGAAAUUAAUUCAAUUUGUUACUCUCCUGAUGGUACUAUAUUAGCAACUGGUGGUGGGAAUAAAUAUGGUUUUGGAGAUUGUUUUAUCCGUAUAUGGGAUGUUGAGACAGGAUAAUAAAAAGCCAAAUUAGAUGGUCAUUCUGAAACAGUUUAUUCAAUUUGUUAUUCUCCUGAUGGUGCUACAUUAGCAUCUGGUAGUUUGGAUAACUCAAUCUGUUUAUGGGAUGUUAAGACAGGAUAAUGUAAAGUCAAAUUAGAUGGUCAUUCUGAAACAGUUUAUUCAAUUUGUUACUCUCCUGAUGGUUCUAUAUUAGCAUCAGGUAGUAGAGAUGAGUCUAUACGUUUAUGGGAUGUUAAGACAGAAUAUUAUAAAGCCAAAUUAGAUGGUCAUUCAAGUGCAGUUAUGUCAAUUUGUUAUUCUCCUAAUGGUACUACAUUAGCAUCUGGUAGUUAGGAUAACUCUAUCCGUUUAUGGGAUGUUGAGACAGGAUAAUAAAAAGCCAAAUUAGAUGGUCAUUCCGGAACAGUUUUAUCAAUUUGUUACUCUCCUGAUGGUACUACAUUAGCAUCUGGUAGUAGAGAUGAGUCCAUCCGUUUAUGGGAUGUUAAGACAGGAUAAUAAAAAGCCAAAUUAGAUGGUCAUUCUAAAACAGUUUUAUCAAUUUGUUACUCUCAUGAUGGUACUACAUUAGCAUCAGGUAGUAGAGAUGAGUCUAUCCGUUUAUGGGAUGUUAAGAUAGGUUAAUAAAAAGCCAAAUUAGAUGGUCAUUCAAGUGCAGUUAUGUCAAUUUGUUAUUCUCCUGAUGGUACUACAUUAGCAUCUGGUAGUUAGGAUAACUCUAUCCGUUUAUGGGAUGUUGAGACAGGAUAAUAAAAAGCCAAAUUAAAUGGUCAUUCCGGAACAGUUUUAUCAAUUUGUUACUCUCCUGAUGGUUCUAUAUUAGCAUCAGGUAGUAGAGAUGAGUCUAUCCGUUUAUGGGAUGUUAGGACAGGAUAUUAAAAAGCCAAAUUAGAUGGUCAUUCAAAUAUUGUUAAUUCAAUUUGUUACUCUCCUGAUGGUACUACAUUAGCAUCUGGUAGUGAUGAUAAGUCUAUCCUUUUAUGGGAUGUUAAGACAGGAUAAUAAAAAGCCAAAUUAGAUGGUCAUUCCAAAUCAGUUUUAUCAAUUUGUUACUCUCCUAAUGGUACCACAUUAGCAUCUGGUAGCGAUGAUAAGUCUAUCCGUUUAUGGGAUUUUAAGACAAGAUAAUUAAUCGAAUAGUCAGAUCAUCUUUUUAAAGAUAUUUUAACUUAAUUUAAGCCUUCAAAAAUUUAAUUUAAUAUUCUUCCAGAAAGUGGUAUUUAUUUAUUACUAUUCUUAGCUACCUCUUGUAUUCCCAUUAUAAAAAUUUCUUAGAAGCUCAAUUUAGAUGCUUAAGGAACUUUAAUUUUGAAAGGCGAGUUUGUUCAUUAUUAUGGUGUAGAUCUAAAAUCAUUAUUCAAAUCAAAAGGAAGCUGCAUUUUAGAAAGCUUUAUAGAAUAGAAAUUGAAUUGA